UGUUUUUCAUUUUCGUCUUUUAUGAUGUUCUCAUUAUUAUUAGUAGUAGUAUUAUUAUUAUUAUUAUUUUCCUCUUCUUAUUAUUAUUUUCCAUUUUUCUCUUUUCCCUCUCCCUCAGUUUGUGUUGAUUUCGAUCGUCUUCCAGUCGAUCCAGCAUCAUCCCGGCAGCGCAGGACGAUCGAAUGACUUACAGCAACGCGAUCGGUCCCAACAGUUCAUAG
Messenger RNA from Aspergillus welwitschiae, 221 nucleotides. RefSeq lists its product as uncharacterized. The record is from RefSeq and is a predicted model, not a curated record. The transcript has a single exon. Lineage: Eukaryota; Fungi; Ascomycota; Eurotiomycetes; Eurotiales; Aspergillaceae. Bases 22 to 186 code for a protein of 54 amino acids.